Molecule: messenger RNA, 2679 nt
Organism: Propithecus coquereli (Coquerel's sifaka)
Lineage: Eukaryota; Metazoa; Chordata; Mammalia; Primates; Indriidae
Gene: GARIN5B
Product: family with sequence similarity 71, member E2
Exons: 9
Cellular component (GO): nucleus
Source: RefSeq, a predicted model, not a curated record
AUGAACCGCCUUCAGAACAUCAGGCGCCUCCAGCCACCCCAGGGUCCCCCAAAGUGGGUCCCCAUUCUGGGGGAGCUGCAGAAGACCCUCCAGAAGGGCGAGUACUUGCCCCUCCGCCCGCUGCCCAUGUUCGAGAGUAACUUUGUCCAGGUGACAAAUCGCGGGGGGCCCGUGUAUGUGCAUCACGGAAUCAACCGGCUGACCAUGGGUGUGGCCGCCUCCCUGCCAGGCCUGAUGCUGCCAGACAUCUUGCUGAUCGCCCAGCCCCCCGAGGGCAGGGAGGGUGCAGGCCUCGUCCUGACCAGGAUGAUCCCGCUGGACCUCGUCCACCUCUAUGUCCACGACCUUUUCACCUGGCGCCUGAAGCUGCGCCUGGUCACCGGCCGCUACUACUACCUGGAGCUGGAGGCCCCCGACAGCGAGGUGGGCUUCCUGUUUGACCGUUGGAUCCGCCUCAUCAACCUGCUUCGGGAGCCUGCAACCACCUGGGCCCCCAGGGCCAUGCACACACCCCGCCUGGAUGUGCCCCUGGCCGAACCGCCUGCCUCCACCUGGCACCUCCAGGUGGGACCCUAACUCCACAGACCCCCAGGGCAGCACCCAGUCACGGUUGCCCAGCCUUCCUUUCCUUAUAAGAUGCUGGCAGCUCACAGACAAAAGAAGGCCGCGGCCCCCAAGCGCAGAUUCAGGUGUCAGGCCGUGGGUGACUCUGUGCCACUCAUCUGCUCGCAGCUGGAACAUGCUGACGUUGGGAAGAAAUCCAAAGAAAAGAAGUCCCACCCAGACACCUGCCCGGAUAGCUCUUACACCCAAAUCCACGCUUCUGAGAAGGCCAGCGUCACCAUCCGGACCAUCUUCAGCAUUGUCUCCAGCACCGCCAACCAGACGCGGUCCUCUGCAAAGGCUGGCACAUCUGACUCGGGUGAGGCCACAGGCCAGAGACGUUUGCUUGAGACCCCUUCACACUGUAUCACGGAGGACAGCCCUGAUUUCUUCUUUCCGUGCUCCUACGAUCACUUGGACCCGUACCUGUGGCGGUACCACAUCCAAGAUCUCAUGGACCUUGAAUCCAGCACUUUGUCCUCCACCUCCUUCAGCGUGGCUCCCUACCCUCCCCCUGCAUACCUGUCCGCACCCUACUCCUCCUUUCCCAGAGCCAGCGAAAAGCCUAGGCCUACAGGCUCCCCACAGGGGCGGGGGCCACCCCCCUCCCAGAGGGCCCCAUGUGUCCCUGUCCAAUCUUGCAAGGCCCCAUUCAUUGUUGACCAGUCUCAGAAGAUCCCGGCUGUACCUGCUCCAUCCCGGAAGGCCCCAGCGCUCCGUGCUCCACCCCAGGAAGCCCUUGAAUCCAGCACUUGGAAAGCCCUGGCCGUACCUGGGCCAUCCCAGAAGGCCUUCACCAUGCCUGGUCCAAUCCGGAAGGCCCCACGUGUAUCAGCUGUCCCUUGGAACCCCCCAGCCAUACCUGCUCCAUCUCGGAGGGCCCCACCUGUAUCAGCUGUUCCUCGGAAGGCCCCAUCCGCACCUGCUAUUUCCCAGAAGGCUGUGUCUCUAUUUCUCCCUGGCGACUCCCAGAAGGCUCCGACCUCACCUACCCAACAUCAGAUGGCACGUGGCUCGUCCACCUCAUGGGGUAACGCCCCUGCCAAUUUUGACCUGUUGCCAACAGGACUUCCUGAUAGGGACACGCUCCAGAGAAGCAAGACUGAAGGGAAGCCAGAGCCAGCAGUGAUGGUGGGCACCAAGCAGACAGAUGUGGUGGAGAUGAGGACCCAGACGAAGUCCCUGGAGUUGCCCUUCACCACGACCAAAAAGGAGUCUGAGGACAUCAUGAUCAGCAAAACCCGGGAGAUGACCCUGGAGGGCUUGAGGGGCUGGGGGAAGUCAGAGGACAGGAUGUGCCGGGCGAAGGAGGAGAUGUCCCUGGACCUGCCUGGCGGGAGGUCCAAGGAGGUGGUACAGCAGAGGAGGUGGGUCAAGACGCAGGAGCUGGCCAUCGAGGGCCCUCCCGAGGAGCACAGCAGACCCUUCUCGGUGGAGGGGCUCGCUCUUGCCAAAAUGAUGAUCAUGGCCAACUCCAAGGAGAAGCGCUUGAGAGCCGCUUUGGUCUCACUUCCCUCCUGGCUCUCGGUGACCUCCCACACCUCUGCCACGCCUACAAUGGGCUCAACGCCCUUCAGCUCCAACCGGCUGGAGGGGCCGCCGGUGAUGGUGACGGAGUGGCCAGAGUCACACACCUGGAUGAAAGAGAACAAACAGCAAUGGACAGAGAUGAAGGAGCCACCCUGGGACAGAGCGAGGCCUUCCAAGGUACCCCUCCACUCUAAGGCCACCUCUGGCAGUCCGAAGAUGGAAAGUAUCUCCCAGGUGCCCAUCCCCCUGCCCGCCUCUCGGUGGGAGGACUUACCACCAUCACCCCUCGUGGAGACCCCCAUCUCAAGGAUGGAGGCCACCGCCAGGGUGCUCCAGCAGCCCACGAGGACAUCUCAAGAGCCCAUGACGGUGCCAAACCAGCGCCCCCUGGCCAUGGUGGGGUCAUUCUCGAAGAUUAUCUUGCCCACGCUAGUAGAAAUUGAGAAUACGAGGGACACAGCCAUCCAGGUAGAGAAGAUAAAGGAGGAAUCCCCCAUCUUCAAUCCUCCACCCAGGACAGCCCCCACCGCAGCACAGGUGGUCUAG